This is a messenger RNA of Nilaparvata lugens (brown planthopper), 1689 nucleotides long. RefSeq lists its product as uncharacterized. The transcript is spliced from 3 exons. The record is from RefSeq and is a predicted model, not a curated record. The coding region runs from base 324 to 593 and encodes 89 amino acids. NCBI's taxonomy places the organism in Eukaryota, Metazoa, Arthropoda, Insecta, Hemiptera, Delphacidae.
UUUUCUAAUUCAAAAUCGCUGUGAAUAAUUGUAAAAAAUCACAGUUUUCACAAUGUAAAAUGAUAGCUCUUUCAUCAAGACCAGGAUACAGUUUCAUCGUUUGAACCAUGUCUGAUAAAUCGCUAUCUUCCACUGUUUUAUGGAUGUUAAUAAAUAUUUUCUCAAUCUUCAUAAAUACAUCAGAAGGUGAGUGCGUUGAAGUGUGCAGUGGAAAGUCAGAAUUGAACUUGUGAAUUCUGUUUUUUUUUUUUUUUGUGAAAUAGACAUUAGUUGCCUAUAUUAUAUUCAUUUAUCAGUGUCAUCAAAAGCCAAUUGUUAUCAGCAUGCAGCUUACAGGAAGAAUGAUCUGUAGGCAAGAAGAGUUUGGUGUAAACGAAGUUUUACACUGUCCCGACUCGGGAAACUUUGACCUGGGUUACUGCUGCAUAAACAAUGGAAAAGUUUCUUGCUGCUCCUAUGACGACUAUAAAGAACGCCAUUUCGGACCCAGCUUUACGACUCUUCUAGCACUAGGAGUGAGUCACAUAAUUUUGCUACCAGCAUUGAUUUACUUUUGGUAUAAAAGAAGGAGAAGAGAUGAGCAGCAAAAAUAAGAAGUGAAAUAAUGUUGUGAAAACUGAAUUUUACAGUAUGCGCUUCUUGGUUUCCAAUCAUGAUCUAAAGCCUCUUUGAAAAAGACUGAAAUUUGAGAACACAAUUGGAUUAUUUGAAAAAAAUGGACAUUAAUUUUAGGAAUGGGAAGUAUUUCCCAUUAGAGUAGUAGCUUACCUAUUCAUUCAUAUUAUUCUAUGAGUGACUGAUUGACUUCAUAUACUAUCUUGUAGUGUAAGAUACAUAUAAAAACAUUGUCAAAAGAGUAUCGGCAAUUCAAAUUUAUUUUGUCAGAUAUAGUAUGAUUUUAAAUCAUUACAAAAUGAAGUGGAAUAAUAUUAUUAUAUUUUUUGUUGUGUAAAGCCACAAAUUCUGAGUAGUGCUCAAGUGGCAUACAACAUGUCAUUUUAAGAACAGAGUCACAUGAAUGCUCUAAAACACUCCUCAAUGGUUUGAGGACAAGCCUCUACAUAUGUCCUAAUUAUCUUUGAUACGAAUAAUAGCUGCUACACAGCCUGAUAUCCUCUGGAAUACAAUCAAAACACUCGAAUCCUGAAUAAUACGGCCCCUUUUCGAAAAGAGUCAGUUUAUGGAUAGGGAACUGGAAUAAUCCUGUAUUUUUACCUCGUGUUUUAUAAGUAUGACAAUUCGGUUAGCAUUAAGAUUAUUUUUAUUUCUGAACACAAAUGAAACAACUUCCAGGAAGUAUAUCGCUGGAAUUGUAAGUAGAUGGAGUGCUUUGAAUAUGGUCUUACAGGAGAAAGCUGGAGAAGACACCCACAGCCCUCCGCGACCAAUUCUGAGCCUCCAGCAAAUCGGAUAUAACAUCAAACGUGGCCGAUCAGUUGAUGCACCCCUUCUAAAACCAUAUUGUUUAUUAUAAAAAAUCCUUUCACUCUCCAAGUAGGCGGACAUCUGUCCGCUUCUCAAAUAGAAGGUGUAAUUUCUUAUGUUAUGUUGAUGAGCUAUUUUUUACAAUCUGAGUUUUCUUCAUUUAUUAUAUUAAUCCCGCUAUCGUGGGAUCAUUGAAGUAAGCAAAUGAGAAUAUAAUGCUGUAUUCAUGAUUACAACUGAAUAAUAGAAUAAUUCGAUCGUGAA